Molecule: messenger RNA, 5149 nt
Organism: Ectocarpus sp. CCAP 1310/34
Lineage: Eukaryota; Phaeophyceae; Ectocarpales; Ectocarpaceae
Source: the annotation of a GenBank genome assembly
GUUUCCGGCCACACCUCGCACACACCCGGUCUGCUUGCGCAGCGUUUGAUUUUUGAAAUUGGACUCCGAGCGAGGCCUUCACCCGAUGGCGCUCGAGCGAUACGUCAAGCCCAGCGACGCCAGCAGGAGGGACGCCCAUCUUCCGGAUACGACAUUUGUGGAGGGCUACGUGGUCGAGCACGCCUUGCGAUGGAAAUCAAAUUCUGUGGCGGGAUACCUCAACGCCGGCGGCGGCAUUGACGUAGGAGCAGGAGCGCCAGCCGACGUAGCGCAGCUUCAGAGGGCGCCAAAGGUCAGCGUCACCCUGUCCGAGUACCUCUCGGCGGCCUCGCCCCACGCCGACCCUUCGUGCGACUACGGCUGGUACACCCCAACCGCCUCCGCCAGCUCCCUUCCUGCCGCCGAGAACUCCGCUCAGGAGGGAUGCUACCCCGCGCCUCCGAGCCCGUCGGCCUACCCCAGCUCCCUGCCCUGGCGAUGCAACAGGGCGGACGUCGAGUCCACAGUCACAGUCUCUCUCUCGCCCGAGUCCAUCGUGCUCGGCGGCGGCGGCGACAGCAGCACCAAGGUGCAUGGGGCUGACAGUGGCGAAGGAAAAAACCUCCCACGUGAUACUUCACCAGAUGGGUUCAAAGAACACAGCAGUAUCAUCAACAACGGCGAUGGCGGUAGUUUCUCUAUGCGAAAACCACAGCAACAGCAGCAGCAGCAGCAACUCGCGCUGGUGCCACGAUCAAGCAACGUGAGUUUUGGGGGUGGGAUUGGUUGGGGGAGGGGUGGCGACCGCUCCGGCGCGUGCGCCUCAGGCCAGAGAUUGAUCGAAGCGAACGCAGCUGCAGCAGCAGAGUCAAGCGCCGGAAGCAUCGGUGUGCGGUUGCUCCCCGUCACGAAAGCCCGGAGCACGACGACGCACCUAAACUCUUGGCACCCGCUCUACCCUACGGUGUCAAGCAGCGGGAGGCUAUCGGCUGAGUCGUGCUCGGGCAAGUGCACGAUGCACAUCAGGAGGACAUCUUUCCCCAUCUCGACGAGACACUUCCCUGAGAAGCCCCCAACGCCGCCCAACAAAAAGCGACGAUCGGACCGAACAGCGCGCAGCGGCAGCAGCUGGGGGAGUGGGAGGCCACUGAACGGCUCGCCUUUGCUUCAAGGGAGAGGGAGAGGCAGAGCAGCAGCGGCGGCGGCGGCGGCGGCGAUUCUAAAGGAGGAGGAGGAGCAGCAGCAGCGGCAGCGGGAGUCUCCGAAGGCUGGCAGACCGACGAGCUAUUCGUGGGCAGUGACGGAGAUCCGGGUCAUCCGACCGGACUUGCGCUUUCCGCUUGGGCUCGCGCCCCCUUACGCCCAGUACCUGGUGGUGGUGUGUAUGGGGAGAGAGAAGCUCGUCGCGGGGUGGAGGAGGGCCUCGGACUUCGAGAAGCUAGCGGCCACCGCGAGCAAGGCCUGGAUGCCUAAGUCGUGCGUCGCGUGGGAGGCUCUGGAGCGCGCGAGGCGAGGUGACGGCGGGGGACCAUGCAACAUGCCGGUCGUGCUGCGGCCCAGGCGGCUGGACUCCGUGUACUUGCAGAACAAGGCAAGGUUCCUCGAGGAGUUUCUGAAGCAAUAUUUCUUCGAAGCCGGCAGCAAGGAUGCGCUGCUCUCCUUCUUGGACCUGAAGAAGCCCGCCACCGCGGAGGUUUGACCUCUUAGGGGUCCGCCCCACGACAGAAAUUUGGGAGACGACAAGAAACGUGGGAUGGGCGAGGACGGUACACGGGGCCGGACGAUCACAUGCCAACCCGUGCCCCGGAUAGAAGAAGGGAGCGGAAAACACAAGGAGGAAGAGACACGGAGGAGAGAGAGAUGGGGAGGAACCAAAAACGAACAAGUAGGUGUCCCCGAUCCCCGUUGCGAACGCCCACGCCUCCUUUCGCUGCGUCGAGAGUGAGCUGGCGGAGACAGAGCAGGUUGAGAGAGAAAAAGUGCUUUGCUUUCGGCUGGCGGGCGAGUGGUGAUCGUGUUGCCGCGGCGUGCGCCUGCCUGGCCCGGGGACGGCUCGGCGUUUGCACGAGGGACAAAGAGGCAGGGGGUAGAGGAGUGAACGGCAUAGAAUAGAGCCCGUUUCUCGCCCUCCUGUGCCGACCCAGUGCCGUCCCCUCCUCUGGCGGCGAAGAGUCUCGAUCGUCUUGAGACCCUGCGGUGGCUUUGUGUGGCGGGUUGACAGGCAGACGUAAAUUGAAUGGGACUGGAGGAUGGGAAGGACGGGAGACGUGCUGUUUUCCGCGGGGAGUGCACACGGGUACCAAGAAGAAGAUGACGUCAUGGUCGCCUUCGGUUGCAUGGGCUCUGUAUGCUCUAACUCUCCGAGAGCAGUUUAAUUGAUGCCACGGGCAUGUCCACCGGUUUGUUUGCGGGAAGGGACAACGAUGCAGCGGCAUCGAGAUCAAAGGUGGUUUACUUUCAUGUUCGGUUCCCAGUAUUUAUUUUUUUUCGAUUAGGUAACACUGUAUAAUAUGUAGUCAUUUCGUUCCAGAUAGACAGGGCGCGUCGUGCUUCGGCACAGAGCGGGGUGGGUCAUAGAAGAGCUUUCGGCACCCCUACCCCGCUCCCCCCAGACUUGUUGCCCUCCCGCGCGCCCAGCGUGCUUGCGGGCUUUCUCGUUCUUUUUUAUUAUGCCUUGCCUUCGACCAGAACGGUCAGCAGCAACGUUUGGGUUCCCUCGCGAGUACUUGCGUGUCCGUGUGCCGUUUUAAGGUGCGUUGUUUUGUGUUGGCCUGCGGUACCCGCACGAAGGACAAGACUAUUGGGAACCCUUAGGAUAUUGAUGUAGGUGUAUAUAUUUGAACACGUAUCAUAAAGGGCAGGCUACUUGUUGAGUUGUUGUUUUUUUUUGUCGGUGGUGGCAGCGAGCAUCUCGUGUCCGGGCAUGCGGCCUUUUCAAAACGGGGUGGUCGCACAAGUUUUGGCCGUGCACAGAUUGUUUGUUCCACCCUCACCGAAGGACCAUGUGGAGUUGUCAUUUGUUUCAGCGAAGCAGAAGCCACGGGAGGUAUGUGACGUACGCUUGACCGUUGGUUUUGGUCAGCAUUUUCUUCCUGCAGCAAGUGCUUAGAGAACCUGUCUUUGGCGUGCCGGCGCAUACGAUUUGUGUGGUUGAUUCAUUGAAGUUUCAGUAUCUGGGAGCAAAAGUUAGAGGUGAUGCUCCCCACGCUCCGCCCCCCCGCGCCAUGUUCCGUUGCCUGCGUGCUCUGCUGAUGUUUUGCACUCCUCGUACCAGCGGCAAAAGCGGGAGAGUAGUACGUGAGACUUGUGUAGAGCGAAAGUGCUUACUUUUGUUCUUCCUCUUGAGUGUUUUAUUUUUCAUGUGUGAGACCCGAAGGUCGGAUAGUUGUCCCUUGUUGGACAUCGAAGUGAUACGUGCCUUAAGCAGAUGUCUUGCAUGUGCGGUACGCGAUAUGCGUUCGCGUUACCUUUCGAGUUUGGCGCCCGUGAGAUAAUCGCAACACCCUUCGUUGGCGUCGACAACUCGCUUGUCUUGUCGGUGCUUGCCCGUCCUGUUCGGCCAGCGUGCAUCGAAGUUUUUUUGGUUCCGGCGUAAAGAGUGCGGGCGGGCGGGGCGAGCUUGUCCGACGCCUCCUCCCCGCUCUGUCUCCCGGUGAUAAAGCGCGCGGUUGUUCUCCUUUAACGCUGCAAGUAAUAAAGAGCAUGGUAGUAUGCGAUGGGGGCGGUGCAAAACCAAUAUUGGUUCGUUAAAGUUUUCGAAUUCCCGGUGUCUUGUGCGUGUUUUGUGGGUAGCUUAUUCCCUCCAGGUGUUACGAAUAUCGGGCGUGAGUGGCUUUUCGAGUGUUCAGUGAGUUUUUCUGUCCGAAGAAUGUACGACAGCCGUCGGCGCACAGCAUACUCGGGAUAACAGUGACUUGUGGUGCUACCUGCACACGCACGCACGCGCGCGUUUGUGGCAAGCGGUUGGUGGUUUAUUUUGUGUCUGUUUCUGACUAUCAUUGCAGGUGACUUGUGAUUGUGUCUUCCCUGGUGAUGUCCGUGUCUGCGGGAAGGGGAGAAGUCGAACGUCUGGUUCCAAGCAGCCCCAUACAUUGAGAAGGGUCGUAUCCCCGCCGGCGUGGUAAUGCCAGACGUUACUGAUGGCGAUGAACGAAUGUAGAGAUGGACGGGGUGAUGACGCUCAAGAGAACGUGUGUUUGCAUUUGUAUGUGUGCGAGGUUGACAUGUGUAGCCGACGGGCGGGUUGUUUCGGGGCUAACUGUCUUCGGUUUGGCAUGUACGCGGUUGUUUGGUUGACACUUUGCGCGGUUGCCGUUUGCCUGUUAUAGGACGUCGGGCCAACAUGGAGUAGGUCAGGUUGGCACACUCUUGUCUCCUUCGGCAUUCGACUGCUGUGAUGCCGGUAGUGAGUGCACAAGUUAGCGAGUCGUGCGUGUGUCAAGAUAAACAACAGGCCAUGAAGCGUGAUAACUCUGGGGGGGUCUGAUAUUGUUACCUGUUCUUUCGUGCGAUCUCUCCCUACUUCAAUUUCCGGAACCUCUUGUAUUUGAUUGGCAUCGACCGCCCGUAGGGGCUGACCGGUGGAAAGGUGUUAAUUUCGUGAAUGAUAUAUUGACGGCCGUUGCCUGUCGUUCCGCCUUCUAGUCGCUGCUGGCAUUAUGUUGGUGGCCACGCCUGGAAAGGCUACUACCUUGCUGUAGAUUAGUUUCGAUUUUUUUCGUUCGUAUGCGAUCAUUGGUACGACUUUUGGCCGUGGGGGGGGGGAGCUCCUCGAACACCGUACCUGAUGAGGACGUCUCAUCCUAGAACGUACCCUAUUAUCGGUGUUGUAGAUCUUCAGUAGUGUGCAAUUUCUAUCGCAAGCGCCCCCAUCACCUUGAUGUUUGAAUCACGGGCAGGUUUAGUACAGUACAGUAUUUUUAUUCCAGUAUUUAACUGCGUACUAAAACGUCCAGUACAGUACAGUACCGAGAGCCGUGCUGCCAGUACAGUAUAUUCCAGUAUCGAGAGCUGUACUGGAGAUUGCAGUAUUUUUAUUCCAGUAUUGAAAGCUGUACUAAAACGUCCAGUACAGUACAGUACCGAGCGCCGUGCUGCCAGUACAGUAUAUUCCAGUAUCGAGAGCUGUACUGAAGAGUGCAGUAUUUUUAUUCCAGUAUUGAAAGCUGUA